Molecule: messenger RNA, 12927 nt
Organism: Podarcis lilfordi (Lilford's wall lizard)
Lineage: Eukaryota; Metazoa; Chordata; Lepidosauria; Squamata; Lacertidae
Source: the annotation of a GenBank genome assembly
UGCUUUGGUGUCUCUCCUGCAAGGGCUGCCUCGCUGUCCCCUCCUGGGAUCUGGUGAGUCUCCUCUAUCUCUGGGAUCUGGUGGGGGUCCCAGGGCUGCAGCAGGGGAGGGGGCCUGGGGGGGAAGGGCCAGGUCUGCCACGCUCUCCUUCCUGCAGAUCAGAGGAUCCCAAACUCAUUUGGCCUUCCGCCCCCCCCCUUCAGAAAAGAUCUCCCUUCUUUACACAAAGGAGUCCCUGGGACUUUAACUCAGUGUGACAUCGCUCAGCCUCAUUGCACAACAGAGGAAACAUGUGCAAAUGGUUUUCCAAAGCUGGACAAGGAGGUGGACACUAACACCCCCCUCCCAAAAAAAAAGGUGGGAGAGAAAGGCCAGGAAUAAAGAGAGGGAUCCCAGCCCAUAGUCUGGCUGCUGCAUUGCAAUCCAGUUUCCCAGUGUCUCCCAGGGCAGCUCCCCACGGAGGCCACUGCUGCAAUCCCAUCGCACCCAGAGCAUGGCAUCCCAGGACCACAUCCUCUCUCUCCCAAAGGGAUUGUUGCUGGAAAUGGGCGCUGCUACUCAUUGAGCCUCCAGGUACCUGGGCAUCAAUGGCUGUGUGUGUGUGUGUUAAGCUAUCUAAUAGAAUACUAAUAUGAAAUAACCCACCUAAAUUUCAAAGGAGAUGUCUUUGGCUCUGCCCACUUGGCCUUCAGGGGGUUGGCCAGAUACAUACCUGGCCCUCAGAGCAAAGAAAAAGGGACCCCACCCCAGGAGUAUGUCUGGAGAGCGGCAGAGAGACCAAGUGCAAGAAAAGGAGACGGAAGCAGGGGAGUGGGGGUGGGGGGAGAGCAACUCCUGAGGACCCCCGGGUGAGGCUCCCCACUAGAGCAAAACAUCAAUUUUUCACAAGAUACAAAUGACUCCCUUGUCAGUCAGUUCUGACUUCAUGCAUUGACUGGAAGGCAGGAGCAACCAGGCCGAUUCAUCUCCCAGAAAUCCCUUCAGUUGCCUCCACAUUUUGCAUUGCUAGAAGGCUAGAGACAUAUUUCUUCUCCUCUUACUCCUCUUUUUACCAGGAAGGAAUUUUUAAUAGUAAGACUCAGAUGAGUCAGCAACAAGCUGAUCGCUGCGUAAUCUAAAAAAGGGGGAUUUAUGGAACUCUGCUAGAAUAUGGAACUUGCUAGUGCAUGUUAGGAAGGAUAUCAUUAAAUAAUAUAUCCCUCUCUGCCUCCCUAAUUAUCCCCACAGAUUUAAUAUGCUGUAAACCGCUUUUAGAUUUUUCUUUAAAAUAUGAAGUGUUAUAGAAAUUUAAAUAAAUAAAAUAGCUCAUGGUUUGGGCUGUGGUGCAGUCCAGCCCUGGUUCCCUCCAAGACUCAUCCAUGCUUGCUCAGGGAACCUUUUUCUUCUCCUGAUAUUAGACAACUUUUGUAACUGAACAAUGUAUUUGCUUUGUAGGAUUUGUAGCGCCUCUCCUUAAGACGGACGGAACUUGGAAGAAGACCAAAGGAUUCCUUCCGAUCUCUUAGAGGCUUCCUGAGAGCACAGAUGGAUGAGCGAGACUCAACUGGCCCUGAAGCAGGAAGAGGCCAUGACAUCCAAACUGGGAGCACUGGGGGAUUCUGGGAAAACCCAGUGCAGAAGAUCCUGGGUGAGGAGGACACCCUCCGCUCAGAGGUGCAGAGCCAGCAGGUGAGGCAGUUCUGCUGCCAGGAGGCCAAAGGACCCCGAGAGGUUUGUAGCCAACUCUACUACCUUGACCAUCAGUGGCUGAAGCCAGAAAGGCACACGAAAGCUGAGAUGCUGGACCUGGUGAUCUUGGAGCAGUUCCUGGCUGUCAUUCCACCGGAGAUGGAGAACUGGGUGAGGGACUGUGGAGCAGAGACCAGUUCCCAGGCGGUGGCCCUGGCCGAAGGUUUCCUCCUGAGUCAGGCAGAGGAGAGAAAGCAGGUGAGCGAGACUUUCCUCUGGAUACUCCCAAGGGGCUCCAAACAGGACGGUGAACAUCCCAUAAUGCUCUAUUGUUGGCCCAUCCGUUUUCUGGGAAGGCAUCCAUGGAGUGAGAUCUCACACCCUUCAAGUCUUUGUCAUUCUCUUUCUUAUAUGUUUCCCCAUUCUCUGUUUUGAAUCCUUGUUUCUUUUUCAGGAAAACGAUCAUUUUGCAGAAAUGGACCUGGAUUCCUGUGAGGCAGAGAGGCCUCCGUUGGACACCAGAGAGAGGCCACUGAGUAAGGAGGAAGGUGGUUUUUCUCUAUUUGGUUUCAUUCUGUUGGUUUUCCAACUCAUCUGAGUUGGUUUUCUUUUCAUCUUGUUUUGGGGGGAGACAGUUGGGAGGAAGGGUCCAGAGGAGAGGAGAUGUAUUUUUGCACAAACAAACAUAUGAAAUGGGCACAAACGUCCAAAUGCUCUCAGUUGGUAAGGCUUUCUCAAAGGCCCAUCUGUAGUUAGAGAUCCCCUGUUUCACCUGUGAGAGAAGCAGGCACUUCUGGCAACCUGAUUACCUUUUCUCUCUUGCAGGUGACAUAAUGAUGCCGGCAAGACCUCCCUAUCCACCUUUUCAUGGGGGCAGAAGGGAAGCAGCGGCUGUGGAACCAGAUCAGGUCAGGGGAAGCUAUCUUGUGGGGACAGAGGCCGAGGGAUGGAGCAACGUCAUGGACUGGUUGGAUACAGAGGAAUGGUGGGAGGAAGCAGCCAGGGAACCAGGAAGGGAAGAUGGCUCAGAGCCCAAGGAGUGGAGGUGGAACAAGGAUGAGCAGUGAAAGGGAGAAGAGGGAGAAGCCUGGGAAGAGGAGGUGUCAGAAUCUGAAGGGGUAACAGGGCUUAGUGAGCUGGGAGACUCUGUGGCAGAAUGCAGUCCAGAAUCAGAGCAAGAAGAGGAAGGAGGUGAGUGGGCAGAGGGAGGGUGAGAGACAGAGUUGAGUCAGGAGAAGGCGGAGCCACCGGUGGCUCCCUCUCCUUCUGCCAGAAGCCACCCUCCCUGCUUGUCUCUCAGAGCCAGGAGACCCCCACACUGCAGGAAUCUCUGCUAGAUCAUACAAGACAGAUGACCAUCCAAAAGAGGCUUGUCAUAUUUUUCGCUCUAUAAGACGCACCCAACCAUAAGACCCACCUAGUUUUUAGAGGAGGAAAACAAGGAAAAAAUAUUCUGAAUCAAAUGUAGUUGAAGAAGGAGGAGGAGAGAGGAUCGGGCCAAGGCAUCACAACAAGAGGCACUGCACAGCUCUCCCUCUUGCUGUGCUGGCUUCAGUGAAAGCAAGGCAAAGCUGAAGAGGCUUUGCGCAGCUAUUCCUGAAGCCAGCAGCAAUCCCUCUUUCUGUGCAAUCUCUUUUGCCUGCUGCUGUUCCCAAACCUUACCGGGGCUGCAGGGGGAAGCGGAGGCUGUUGGCAGAGCAGCGUGGCUCCCCCACCACCAGCAAAGAGCAGCUCAGGAGCAUGCUGCACUCCGGCAAUUUGGCUCCAGGGACCACACAUUCACUCCAUAAGACACACAGACAUUUCCCCUUACAUUUUAAGAGGGGGGAAAGUGUGUCUUAUGGAGCGAAAAAUACGGUAUUUUAUUUCUAGAUUGAUCACUGAAUGCUAAAAUUGGUUUCUAAGAAGUCGACAAAUGAGAACAAAUAGUGACCUAACCAGCGCCAUCCACUGGAAAAUGGAGUCUGCCCCCCAUUCCUCCCCUCCCCCUCUCCAUGCCGCCCUGAACCCCUUGAAUUUGGCUCUAGGGCAUUGGGAGGGAACCUUCCCAGAACAGCUCACGAGGAGAGGAGAAAGUGGAUCCUUCCAUUUGGGGAAACUGGAAUGCUUGCGUAGGCAGAAUGACUUGGAAAAUGCAAGGUGGAGUACCACCUAUUUGCACAAAGAUGAACAACCAUAGUUAAAAUGCAGAAUAAAAGAAGCACCCAUAAUUAAAAUGUGCAGCAAAGCAAUCCUAUUGAAACAACACCACAAUUAACAGGAAGGAAACAACAGAGCAUUGUGCAGCAGAUCAUAUUUCUGCUGUCUCAGAGGAGGACAUUUCCCUUUUUCUUUUAGGGUCCAGUGUGCUUUGAAGAUGUCACUGUUCGUUUCACAGGCGAGGAGUGGGCGUUGCUGGAUCCUGACCAGAGAGCUCUGCAUAAGGACGUCAUGGAGGAGAAUCGUGGGAUCGUGGCCUCUCUUGGUAAGGCUCCCUGUGGGAUUGUCCUGUCUGCCUGGAAAUUCAAAACAUACCUCUACGUGACAAACCUCAUAUAUUUUCACAGAGCUCAACUGUGGUCCCUAUGACACCUGGGAACCUAACACCCCCACAAUAAACUGUAACUUACAGUUUUUUCUUUGAACAAUCUUCCUCAAAUUAUUCCUUUUUCUACCGCGAUUGGACUGGUCUGAACUGCUCAAGCCAUCUUAAAUAUCAGCUUCAGAAUUGUUAGGAAAGAUAAGUAGCUUCAGGUUUUUGUUUUUGCUCCUGUCAGUCUUGGGUUGACCAAAGAGACGACUGGCAGCAAAGCUCACGUGCUGCCAGCCAGAGAAGAAGCAGGCCUAGGGAGAGGAGAGUUAGCAGCGGAAGGCAGAGAGGAGGGGGAGAGGAACUGUCAUCUGAGCUCUGAACAAGGGGGAGAAGAAAAAGAGAGACAGAGUGACAGACAGCUGUGUGAGAGCUACAGGAGUGAGUCAGACGUUGGAAUGCAGGAAGCAUUCUCUGCCAAAUCUCGUAGGAUCUGAAAAGUGGCGGAGACAGGCGAAAGAUACUGGAAGAGAAGGUGGGGAAGGGGGAGGAGCUCAGUCCGGGCAAUGCCAUCUUGUGGGGAGGACGAUGAGUAGAGGAGCUCUGUGCAAGUUCGUUGUUUUAGCAAUAAAUCUGAAAUAAUUAGCAGCCAGUGUCAUCUCACGUUUGUGGGAAAGACCAAGCCAUAACAACGACUGACAUUGGAGAUGGAGGGGAUGCCAUGACUGGGCCAAAUAGAAUUCAUCCCAGAGAAGAGCAAGGCUUAUGGAAUCUCAGGUAGUACUAGCAGUGAUGAGGAUGAUGAUGAUGAUGAUGAUAGUAAUACAGUGGUACCUCAGUUUACAAACUUAAUCUUUUCCAGAACAGUACUGUUCUUAAAUCGAGGUACCACUGUAGUAAUAAUAAUAAUUUUUAUUUAUUUUAUUUUUUUGAAAAUGAUAUUUAUUAAAGUUUCAAAAAACACAGAAUACAGAAAGAAAAAGAAUAAAGUUUUUUAAAAUAUAACCAAAAAAGUAAAAAAUAAAAAGAAACAUACCAAAUAAAACAGUUAAAAAGACAUUAAUUUUCCAUAACCUAUCUUCCCUAUACUUAUUUCCCCGGACCUCCUCAUACCUCCCUUUUUUGUAUUCCAGUUCAAUUUGUUAGUUCAGCAAAUCCUUACCAUUAAAAUUACCCAGUUGUAAACCUUUUUUCAUAUCUCUUAAAGCAUUACAGCUAAAAACCUCUUAGUUUCUAUCCAACAUCCUUCUAAGAUUCCUUAAUUUUACAAUAUUUCUGUAAAUAGUCUUUAAAUUUCUUCCAGUUUUCUUUCACCGACUCUUCUCUCUGGUCUUGGAUUCUGAAUAAUAAUUUUUAUUUAUACCCUGCCCAUCUGGCUUGGUUGCCCCAGCCACUCUGGGCACAACACAUAUAUAAACAUGAAACAUAAAUAAUAAUAAUCUGAUCCAAAUAAUAAUAAUCUGAUCCCAUAUAAAAAGAACAUUAACUUUAAAAUGGACAACUUAUACUAGUGGCCAAAAUUGUGGAAACCUUUUAUGAAAACUGUAUUUCCGAGGUUUGGUGGCUGAUAACACCACUUUUGUGUGGAGUAAUACCAUAAAAUUAUAUCCCAAUGGAAAGAUAAUUUAAUGAAGAAUGUAAUGCAAGAAAUUUUAUGAGGGAGUAUUUAUUAGAACAGCAGUCAUAAAGAAAAAAUUUGAAACCAUUGGUAACCUUUAGCGUUAAUUACGGCCUUACAACACCUUCCCAUGAAGUGAACCAAGUUUUUAGUUCUGCAGCUGUAAUGUGGUACCUCUGGUUACGUACUUAAUUCGUUCCGGAGGUCCGUUCUUAAGCUGAAACUGCUCUUAUCAUGAAGCACCACUUUAGCUAAUGGGGCCUGCUGCUGCUGCCAUGCCGCCAGAGCACGAUUUCUGUUCUCAUCCUGAAGCAAAGUUCUUAACCCGAGGUAAUAUUUCUGGGUUAGCGGAGUCUGUAACCUGAAGCGUCUGUAACUGUAAUGUGAAACCAAGACUGAAUUAUUGCCUCUAUUAAUUGUGCUUUAUUGCUGGGUUGCUUCUGACUAACAAGUUUCUUUAGUCGGCUCCAUAGAUUUCUGAUUGGAUUAAUGUUUGGGCUACUCCCAGGACAUUCCGGCAGUGGAAUAGGAUUAGCACCUUUUGCACACAGCAGCAACAUGACAUGGAGCUGAAUCCUGUUGAAAUAGAAAAUAAAUAAAUAAAGAUAUAAAGAUAUCUAAAUGCUUCAGUAUCUGGGAAAAGAUCACUUGUGGAACGCUUCAGUUUGGGCUAAAGUAUUUCAUUUAUGCAUUUUGUUUUGUUUGUUUUUUAUUAAUUUUUUAUUAAAGUUUUAAACAACAAAAAAGAAGAAAAACAACACACACAAAAAACAAUACAAAACUUAACGAUAAAAACACAAAACAUAACAAUUAAAAACAAACUCUCUUUUCAAUUUCCAAUUUUAAAUUACUUAUUUUCUGGACUUCCUCAUACCUCCCUCUUUCGUAUUCCAAUCCACAUUAUUUGUCCUGCAGUUUCUUUUCCACUUUUUUAAUCCCAAUCUUUAAUUUAAUAAAAUGUUAAAAUAUAUAACUUCAACAUUUUUUUUUAAAACCUAAUCCUUAAUCUUAAUAUCAUAUAGUUUUAAAGUUUUCCCUUUUAAUAUCAAAUUUCCAUUUCUUUAAACAUCUUUAAUCUUGAUCUUUAAUCUUAGUCUAUCAUUAACUUUAACCUGUGCAGCUGGAAAUCACUUGCUUUCAGUCCAACAUCGCUCUAACAUUCCUUAAUUUUGCAGUGUUUCUGAAGAUAGUCUUUGAAUUUCUUCCAGUCUUCCUCCAUCGACUCUUCUCCCUGGUCACGGAUUCUACCAGUCAUUUCCGCCAAUUCCAUAUAGUCCAUAAGUUUCAUCUGCCAUUCCUCCAGCGUGGGAAGUUCUUGUGUCUUCCAAUACUUUGCGAUGAGUAUUCUUGCUGCUGUUGUUGCAUACAUAAAGAAAGUUCUAUCCUUUUUAACACCAUUUGGUCGACUAUGCCCAGGAGAAAGGCCUCUGGUUUCUUAGGGAAGGUAUACUUAAAUACCUUUUUAAUUCAUUAUAUAUCAUUUCCCAGAAAGCCUUAAUCUUUGGGCACGUCCACCAAAGGUGAAAAAUGUACCUUCAGUUUCUUUACAUUUCCAACAUUUGUUAUCGGGCAAGUGAUAGAUUUUCGCAAGCUUGACUGGGGUUAUGUACCACCUGUAUAUCAUUUUCAUAAUAUUCUCUCUUAAGGCAUUACAUGCCGUAAAUUUCAUACCUGUGGUCCAUAACUGUUCCCAGUCAGCAAACAUAAUGUUAUGUCCAACGUCCUGUGCCCAUUUAAUCAUAGCCGAUUUUACCGUUUCAUCUUGAGUAUUCCAUUUCAGCAGCAAGUUAUACAUUCUUGACACAUUCUUAGUCUUGGGUUCUAACAAUUCUGUUUCUAAUUUGGAUCUUUCCACCUGGAAGCCAAUUUUCCUGUCCAAUUUAAAUACCUCCAUUAUCUGAUAAUAAUGAAGCCAGUCUCGCACUUUGUUUUUUAGUUUUUCAAAACUCUGCAAUUUCAGUCUAUCUCCGUCUUGUUCCAAAAUCUCCCAAUAUUUCGGCCAUUUGACCUCCAUAUUGACCUUUUUCAAGGCUUUCGCUUCCAUUGGUGACAGCCAUCUUGGGGUUUUGUUUUCUAACAAAUCCUUAUAUCUUAUCCAAACAUUAAACAGCGCUUUCCUGACAAUGUGGUUUUUAAAUGCUUUAUGUGCUUUGACCUUAUCAUACCAUAGAUAUGCAUGCCAUCCAAAUACAUUAUUAAAACCUUCUAGGUCCAAAAUGUCAGUGUUUUCAAGAAGUAGCCAUUCUUUCAACCAGCAAAAAGCUGCUGAUUCAUAGUAAAGUUUAAGAUCUGGCAGGGCAAAUCCACCUCUUUCCUUUGCAUCCGUUAAUAUUUUAAAUUUUAUUCUGGGUUUCUUGCCCUGCCAGACAAAUUUAGAAAUAUCUUUCUGCCACCUCUUGAAACAAUCCAUUUUGUCCACGAUCUGCAAAGUUUGAAACAAAAACAACAUUCUAGGCAAUACAUUCAUUUUUAUCGUAGCAAUACGGCCUAGCAGUGAAAGCUUCAAAUUUGACCAGGUUUCUAAAUCUUUUUUCACUUCUGACCAACAUUUUUCAUAGUUAUCUUUAAAUAAAUUCCCAUUUUUUGCUGUCAUGUUAAUCCCCAGGUAUUUAACUUUCUUAACCACUGUUAAACCUGUCUCAUUCUGAAACCUCUCUCUUUCAAACGGUGUUAAAUUUUUCUCUAGAACCUUAGUUUUUAACUUGUUCAAUUUAAAUCCUGCCACUUGAGCAAAUUCUUGAAUCAGUUCUAAAACCCUUUUAGUACUAGACUCUGGCUCCUGUAACGUCAAUACUAAGUCAUCUGCAAAUGCUCUCAAUUUAUAGUGUUUAGUUCCGACCUGUAUACCUUUAACCAUCUGGUCCCUUCUAAUCAUAUUCAGCAAAACUUCCAGGACCGAAAUAAAAAGAAGUGGGGAAAUUGGGCAACCUUGUCGUGUCCCUUUUUCAAUUUUAAGUUCUUCCGUCACAACAUUAUUUACAAUUAGUUUAGCCUUUUGUUCUGAAUAAAUUGCACUUAUACCAUUCUCAAAACCUUGGCCUACCCCCAUACCCUGUAGAUUCUUCUUCAUAAAAUUCCAAGAAAUAUUGUCAAAGGCUUUCUCCGCGUCUACAAAUAUCAACACUGCUUUAGUGUUUAUAUUCACUUCUAAUUUUUCCAAGAUAUCAAUUAUAUUCCUCAAAUUGUCAGACAAGUGUCUUCCUGGGAGAAAGCCCGCUUGGUCUUUGUGAAUCUCUUCCAUCAACACUUUUUAAAAUCUCUUCGCCAAAAUAUCUGCAAAAAUUUUAUAAUCCACAUUAAGUAAUGAUAUAGGGCGGUAGUUCUUAAGUUGUGUCUUUUCAGUCUCUGUUUUUGGUACAAGUGUAAUAUAUGCUUCUUUCCACGACUCUGGUGCCCUCUUCCCCUCCAUUAUUUCAUUGCAGACCUCUUUCAAAGGUUGAAUUAACCAUUCUUUUAAAGAUCUGUAGUAUCUAGAGGUCAAGCCAUCUGGUCCUGGAGAUUUACCCAGUUGCAUAUUUUGAAUGGCACCUUCUAUUUUCUGUUCAGUUAUUCUGUCAUUCAAAAUUAGUCUAUUUUCUUGAGAUAUUUUUUGUAGUCCAUUUGUUUUCAAAAAUUGGUCUAAAUCUGUUUCUUUCACUGGCCCUUGAGUAUAUAGUCUUUUAAAAUACUUCUGGAAACAACUUCUAAUCUCCGCAGGGUUCUGUAUAUUCCUUCCUUCCACUUCUAGAUUCGUAAUCGUAUUUAAUUUUUGUCUCUUUUUCAUUUGCCAUGCCAACAAUUUGCCACAUUUAUUGGCCGAUUCAAAAGUCUUUUAUGCAUUUUGGGGCAUUUACAUUCCCAUUAAUGAUGAAAAUUCUGCCCACACCUUUUGCUGCUAUACAACCCCAGAUCAUCACACUACAGUGGAAGCUCUACUUACAACCAUAAUCCAUUCUGGAGGUCCGGUCAUAACUAGAAACGUACAUAAGUAGAGGAUCCCUUUUCCAUAGAAAGUAAUGGAAAAGUGAAUUGAUCCAUUCUAGACAAUGAAAAACACCCCCAAAACAGCAAUUUAACAUGGAUUUUACUCUCUAACAAGACUAUAGAUCGAUAAAAUGAAGGCAAUAAUCAAUGUACUGUACUAUAAAGUAAAUAAGACAGUAUUGUAGAUGAAAAACAUUAACGUUUUUCUUCUUACGUGCACUGUGGAUAGGUGGGCUUACCUGGCUACAAGCUAGGGGCGGGGCAAGGGUCAGUAAAGAGCUAAUUCACUUCGGCCAGGGUCAUGCUUUUUUCUUGCCAGGCCAGGUUCUUCUCUAGACUUCCUCAGGUUGGUUCUUCGGUGGGGUUUGGGGCUGCAGUGCUCCCUCCUGUGUCUCUUGCAGGCAGGCGACACCUUUUCCACAGCUUCGGGGGUAGGAUGGGGGCCCUCUCCCCGGCAUCAGAGGCCUCAGCGCUGCCCCACAGCCAGCCGGGCGAGCUCCCGGCUGCUGGCAAGACCGCCGUAUAUAGAGGAAAGUUCAUAAGUUGAAGCGCCUACUGAAGUUCAUAACUGGAAUCGCACAUAAGUACAGCCAUGCGUAAGUCGAGGUUCCACUGUAUCUGGGUGUUUCACGGUUGGUGUAAUGCAAGUAGGAUAUAAAUCUUCUCUGAUUCUUCUCCUCGCGUAUGUCAUACCAUCACUACCAAGCAAGGAGAUUUGGGUCUCAUCACUCCAAAUAACACUGUUCCAUUGUUCCGCUGUCCAGUUAACAUGGGUUUAAUCUUUUCAACCUUUGCUUGAGAGAUACUAAUGUCUUUUUCCUUAGAAUUCUAGCAUUUAGACCAGUCCUUGCACUCAACUUCACAUUACAUUGUGCCAUGUCAUCUUGUAUACACCCAGAUGAUUUUCUUCUGUCAUGUAGGCACAGUCUCUCCAUUCUUCGAUCGUCACUUGCCUUUGUGCACCUUUCCCUGCCUUUACCAGUCUGAUUUUGUAGUGACUGAGUCUCCUUAUACCUCUUCAAAAAUAUAGAAAUGCCUGCUUUGGUUAAGUUUUUCCUAAUCUUUCAUCAAUUUCUUCAUAACUGUAGCCUUGUUCACUUAACAGUACAAUUUUACAUCACUUUCUGGGUGACCAGUCAACUCUUUGUGCCAUUUCUAUAAUUUUAUUAUGUUUUACAAGAACAAAAAAAAACCCCCAACCAACUUGAUAGCAAUCACACAAGACACUGACAAAGUCAACCUAAGCAAGUUGUGCUUCCUUUUUCUGGUUAUUUGGCUAUAGCUUUAGAUAGAAUAUGGGUAAUUGAACAAACUUUGUUGAAUUGCAUUCUUGAUUAAAUUAUCUUUACGUUGCUAUAUAAUUGUAUGAUAUUACUCCAAAAGAAGUGGUGUUAUGAGCAAUCAAACCUCUGAAAUACAUUUUUUACAAAAAUCUUCCACAAUUUUGACCACUACUGUAUAUCAAACAAAGCAACAUUCAGCAACUGAACAGAAUCUCAUAAUAAAUAUGUUUGUUGAUGACAAACAAAACAUGUAAUGAACACACACCCAACUCCUUUCCGUUCUUCCCCAUUUGUUCCUGAGGCUCUAAUCCCUUUUGUCUCCAUUGCAGAUUGUGAUGAAUCAGAAAUCGAGAAUGAAGGUGACCACAACAAUAUUCCCAGAGAGGAGAGGCCAUGUAAAAAUUUGGAGUGUGGAGAAAGCUGCAGUCAGAGUUCCCAUUCCACUUCCCAUCAACAAAAUAUCCUUGGAAAGAAACUCUAUCAGUGCAUGGAAUGUGGAAAAAGCUUCAGUCAGAGCUUCUCUCUCACUUCUCAUCAAAGAAUUCAUACAGGGGAGAAACCCUAUCAGUGUGCGGAAUGUGGAAAGAGAUUCAGGCAGAGCAGCUCUCUCACAUCCCAUCAAAGAAUUCAUACUGGGGAGAAACCCUAUCAGUGUGUGGAAUGUGGAAAGAGCUUCAGUCACAGCCACAAUCUCACUUCCCAUCAAAGAAUUCAUACAGGGGAGAAACCCUAUCAGUGUGUGGAAUGUGAAAAGAGCUUCAGUAACAGCUCCUCUCUCACUUCCCAUCAGAGAAUUCAUACAGGGGAGAAACCCUAUCAGUGUGUGGAAUGUGGAAAGAGCUUCAGUCACAGCAGCAGUCUCACUCGCCAUCAGAGAAUUCAUACAGGGGAGAAACCCUAUCAGUGUGUGGAAUGUGGAAAGAGCUUCACUCACAGCCACAGUCUCACUUUCCAUCAAAGAAUUCAUACAGGGGAGAAACCCUAUCAGUGUCUGGAAUGUGGAAAGAGCUUCAGUCACAGCCGCAGUCUCACAUCCCAUCAAAGAAUUCAUACUGGGGAGAAACCCUAUCAGUGCGUGGAAUGUGGAAAGAGCUUCAGGAUUAGCUCUGAUCUCACUUCCCAUCAAAGAAUUCAUACAGGGGAGAAACCCUAUCAGUGUGUGGAAUGUGGAAAGAGAUUCAGGCAGAGCAGCUCUCUCACAUCCCAUCAAAGAAUUCAUACUGGGGAGAAACCCUAUCAGUGUGUGGAAUGUGGAAGGAGCUUCAGUAACAGCCACCAUCUCACUUCCCAUCAAAGAAUUCAUACAGGGGAGAAACCCUAUCAGUGUGUGGAAUGUGGAAAGAGCUACAGGAGGAACUCCGAUCUCACUUCCCAUCAAAGAAUUCAUACAGGGGAGAAACCCUAUCAGUGUGUGGAAUGUGGAAAGAGCUUCUGUCAGGGCUCCCAUCUUUCUUCCCAUCAAAUAAUUCAUACAGGGGAGAAACCCUAUCAGUGUGCGGAAUGUGGAAAGAGCUUCAUUUAUAGCUCCUCUUUCACUUCCCAUCGAAGAAUUCAUACAGGGGAGAAACCCUAUCAGUGUGCGGAAUGUGGAAAGAGCUUCAGGAAGAGCUCCUCUCUCACUUCCCAUCAGAGAAUUCAUACAGGGGAGAAACGCUUAUCAGUGUGUGGAAUGUGGAAAGAGCUUUAGUCACAGCCACAGUCUCACUUACCAUCAAAGAAUUCAUUCAAACGUCAGAAAGACCCUUCAUUAUACAGCUUUCGGAGCCAGGCAAAUAAACAGCUUUUCAACCAGGCUUUUGGAUCCAUUCCAGUCUGGCUUCCGCGCUGGUCAUGGGACCGAGACGGCUCUGGUCGCCCUAACAGAUGAUCUCCGCAGGCAGCUGGAU